CUUCCUUUGCUCCCGCCGGGCUGGGUUUUCGCACGAGCGCAGAUCGAGGAGCGUGGAGGGCGGCGAGUGGCGAAGCCGGAAUGGCUGGAGUAGAGAGAGGAGGGGGAGGCGGGUCCGGAGUACCUGAGAGUCGGGAACAUCUCUUUAAGGUUUUAGUCAUCGGGGAGCUGGGUGUCGGCAAAACAAGCAUCAUCAAGCGCUACGUCCACCAGCUCUUCUCCCAGCACUACCGGGCUACCAUCGGGGUGGAUUUCGCUCUCAAAGUCCUCAACUGGGAUAGCAGGACUCUGGUCAGGUUGCAGCUCUGGGACAUCGCAGGUCAAGAACGCUUUGGAAAUAUGACCAGAGUAUACUAUAAAGAAGCUGUGGGAGCUUUUGUAGUUUUCGAUGUCACCAGAGGAUCAACAUUUGAGGCAGUUUCCAAGUGGAAACAUGACUUGGACAGUAAAGUAAUGCUCCCCAAUGGCAGCCCAAUCCCAACCAUUCUACUUGCCAAUAAAUGUGACCAGAAGAAAGACAGUAGUCAAAAUCCUUCUCCUUCUCAGAUGAAUCAGUUCUGCAAAGAGGGGGGCUUUGCUGGAUGGUUUGAAACUUCUGCUAAGGAUAACAUCAACAUUGAUGAAGCUGCUCGGUUUUUGGUGGAAAACAUCCUUGCCAAUCUGAAAGCCUUCCCAAAUGAAGAGAAUGACGUUGAUAAAUUGAAACUGGACCUGGAUCCCCUAAAAGCAGAAAGUAAAUCCCAGUGUUGCUAGACAUAUGUCUUCCAUCAAUACAUCAUAAGAGCAGGAUGUUUGUCUUCCUCAUGUUGGACAGCUGCUGUGGUGCUUAAUCACACAACUAUCUUGUGGGGUAUUAAGUUCUUCACAAUCCAAGGUGUUUACAUUUUUUAAAAACUCAAAUAAGACUUAAGAGUUUCACGUAUACUAUGUUCUUAUUGGUAAGCUAUUUAGUAUAGUCACAAGCUGACCUCUCUAAAAACAGGUAGGAUCUAGAUGAAAGACUUGGCUUCAAUUCAGUUCAGUUGAAAUUACUCAUUUUGAUAAGAACUAUACAUUUCCUUAUUUUUAAAAAAUAUAGGUCAAAUUUCUUUACUUCCUUGCUCUAAUAUUGCCUGUCUUCUGUUUAACACUAGGACUCUGAAACAAAAAGAUUCCCGAGCCAUAAAGUGCUUGGGAGCCAUAACUAAUUCUGAGGCAGGACUGAGCAGGGAUUCCUCAUUUAUAAUGUGCCUUAAAGUAUAUAAGAAUCUAAUGCUUGGAAUAUAAGGGUAGUUGGCUAGUGUGAAGGUACUAAGAAUAUAUUUGUGCAAUCCAUCAAAUAAAUGAGUACAACUCAUUUCUGACUGUUUUGGAAGAGACAUUCUCUAUUAUAUUUUCACAUGUUAACUAAAAUAUGAAAAAUAAGUUAUACCUUACUGUACAAGGACAGUUUUUUUCCCAAAAAAGAUUUCAUGUUGUCUGGGCUUUUAUGAAAUCAUUCUUUAACAGAAAACUAUCUUUUAAAUCAGAGAUGAUUUAAUUUGCAAAUAGUCAUUUUAAACACAGGCUAUUUUUUUAUAGAUGUAAUAUUUCGCCAAUGAACUAUUUAACACAGGGAAUUAAGAAUUGAUAAGGGGGCAUACUUUUGUGCACAAGAAUAAUUUGCAAAUGUACAAUAUACACUUGAGUCCUAAAAAUAUUCAUUAUUAUUUGUGGUAUCUAUGGAUGUUUGGAGAAAAGACUACAAAGAAAUACUUUCACCAAUUGCAAGUAAUAUUUAAAUCUGUGGGUUCAACUCUGUUUUCUGUAUAUUAUACUGAUCAAAUGUAACCUGUCACCUGCUGCAAACUGUAAAGAACUUUGGACUACAGUAACACUCUUCAGAUUUAGACUGGGUCAUAUAUGUAUUUUGUGUAUCUGAUGCUGUAUUUAAAAAUAAUGCAAGCUAUAUAAUAAAAAUACUUGGAUUUUUAUAUGAUAAGUGUCAGGUACAUUGUCACUUGUACAAAUAGAAGAAUACAAAGAACAUGUCUCAGGUUGAAAAUCUUAUAUUCUAGGCCUGUGCUAGCUUUGUGGAAAUUUAUAUAAAGUCAGCUAUAUUUUAAAUCUUGGUUUGUCAAAAUGUUCUAUGUUCCUAUAGUUUUCUACUUAAAUGCUGAAUGUUCUUCGAUAUAUUAAAGUUCAAAUUCUAAAAUG
Molecule: messenger RNA, 2174 nt
Organism: Protobothrops mucrosquamatus (brown spotted pit viper)
Lineage: Eukaryota; Metazoa; Chordata; Lepidosauria; Squamata; Viperidae
Gene: RAB32
Product: RAB32, member RAS oncogene family
Exons: 3
Coding region: 81-752 (223 amino acids)
Biological process (GO): phagosome-lysosome fusion; endosome to lysosome transport
Cellular component (GO): phagocytic vesicle; Golgi apparatus; late endosome
Molecular function (GO): GTP binding; GTPase activity
Source: RefSeq, a predicted model, not a curated record